AUGCCUCCACCCGUGAAAAAAUGCAUUUGCGAACUAUGCUCCUGCGGGCGUCAUCGUUGCCCUCAUAUUCCUACCAAGAUUUAUGAUCCAUCAGAGAACAACAGAUGUCUUCUUUCAGAGUACACAGAGAACUAUGGAAUCCAUCAGAGCUAUCAACCAAGAGAAUCCUUCAAGCCCAGGAUAGACUAUCAGAAAGUGAUUGCGCCAAUGGAGGGCAUGUCUACAACCAGGAGAGAUUAUGGUCCUCACAGAGUAUUACCAGUGAAGGUAAAGCCACCUGAUCAGUAUGCUCCAAAUGAAGAGAAUAUGGAUAUGGUCACAACAUAUAAACAGGAUUUCAACCCUUACCCUGUCUGUCGAGUAGAUCCUUUCAGACCACGUGAAAACAGGCAUCAAUGUAAAGACAAGAUGGAAUCUCUGCCCACGUAUAAAGCCGAUUAUGUUCCCUGGAACCAACCGAAACGUGACCUCAUCAAGCCAGAUCAGAGCUAUCGGCCAGCAGCCACCAAGUUUGACUAUAGAACCACUCACCAGGAUGACUUCCCCUUCAAGGGCCUCGUGACCACCACGAGUUGCAAGCCUCAUCUGUCUGCAAAGAUGUGCAGCAUCCCCCUGGAGGACUUGACCAACUACAAGCUCAAUUAUGUGGCACAUCCACUGGAGAAGCGAGUCCCAAUGGACACCAACAAGUUCAAGCCCUGCGAGAUCCCCUUUGAAAGCAUCACGACUCACAAGGAAGCCUUUAGGGGGCUGGCUGGGGAGCCUGCCAAGUCCCUGAAGCCCAACCCCAAGGUGAGCAGCUGCGAUACUCCCUUCUGUAACAUGACCGAGUUUCGGGAAAAGUACCAAGUGUGGCCGAUACCCCCAAUGUACUCUCGGCCCCCGGUGGCUUACACUGCCCCCGAAGAGAAGAUGGACCUCAUGACAACGGUGCAGGCUCACUACACUUACCAGAAAGGGGGCCCUGCCCAGUGCUGCCGUCCUGUGAUGCAACCCGUGAAAUCGGGGCGCUUCGAAGGCUCCACAACCAACAGAGAUGACUUCAAGCAAUGGCCCACUACCAAGCAGGAGUCCUUUAAGCCCAUCCCUCAGCUAAACUUGCCCAAGGAGCCCAUGGAUUGCCUCACUACUACCAAGACCUUCUUUGUGCCUCAUCCACCAAUUGUCACAAAGAGCUGUAAACCUUUUAUUUCCCCUCAGCGGUGUCAGGCCUCUGUGACAGGAGAAACAACGUACAACAUCAGCUUUACUCCUAAGGAGCCAGUGAAGUGCCUUGCUUCCUAUCCUGAGCCACCAGGCUACACAUUUGAUGAAGUAGAUGCAUUUGGCCACAGGAUGUAUCGCCCUGUGUCCCACACUGACCAACUUGGUUCAAGGAAGAAUAGUUGUCUUUCUGCAAAUAGAGCAGAUGGUUCCAACCAAAGGGAGCUAGCAGUGUCGGCCUGA
Gracilinanus agilis (Agile Gracile Mouse Opossum) is the source of this 1446-nucleotide messenger RNA. It is a transcript of the gene SAXO1, whose product is annotated as stabilizer of axonemal microtubules 1. Bases 1 to 1446 code for a protein of 481 amino acids. Gene Ontology annotation, cellular component: ciliary basal body; cytoskeleton; centriole. The transcript is spliced from 4 exons. The record is from RefSeq and is a predicted model, not a curated record. Lineage: Eukaryota; Metazoa; Chordata; Mammalia; Didelphimorphia; Didelphidae. Gene Ontology annotation, molecular function: microtubule binding. Gene Ontology annotation, biological process: microtubule anchoring.